AUGUGCAACGCAAGUAGGGUGCCGCGGGAGGGAUUCGGACCAGGAACCCCUCGGGUGAGAACUGACGCUCUUAACCGCUCGGCCACGUCCGGACAGCAGGCUAAAAAAAGAAGUAAUAUAUACUUAGAAAACAACGAUCUGUCCCACAUUUGUAGACCCUUUUCCAUUUCCUGAGAUUAAAAUCUGUCGGAAAUACUCGAUUCGCUCUCCACUGGGCGCGAGGGACCACUGACCACCGAUCCUGAAGAACGCAGUGCAUUAUUGAAAUCGAACACAGAUAAGUUAAAUACUGGCAUGUCGACACGCUGUGAUAGAUGCCGGGAAAUAAGCACCAGAGUUUCGAGAUAAGAAGCAGAUAUCGAUUUCCUCACAGAAAUAAUAGCAUCACUCCUCAAGCAUACAACAAUUCAAUCCCGAGAACAUAAUGCAAAAGAUAUGAAAAACACAAAUAAAAAGGACCAUAGGAAUCUCAGGAAACUGGAAAAGGGCGACGGGCGUCACGUUCAGCGAAACCAAAAGAGGCAACGACCGAAGUCGUCAGACAAAUCUUCCGACUCAAUCGAAAUAAAGGAGAACAAAAAGAAAACAAACGAAGAUGAAACUAGUUCUCGCGUUUCCUUAAGUUUGGCAAAUCCGGGGCAUGAAGAGUCCGUCUGCACCAAAAUAAGGCAGCGAUCGACGACAACAAGGAAAACUGUAGGCCGUAAUCCUUUAGAUUCACCUAAACCACGAAAGAACGGUAGCAGCUCUCUCUACAUAUGUCCAUUUGACUGUAAUGCAACAAGUCAGGUGAGGCGGCAAAGCAAAGGCGCAAAAGCGUCCAUCAUGGAGACAGGUUUUUUCCGGAAAAAUCACUUUGCUGGUAGUCCAAGGAGUCCCUGAGGCAACUGGCGAAAACCCAAAGGAGAGAGCAAAGUAGGGUCUGUUGACAGUCCGAGAUUUAUUAAAUGGCACUCAAGAACCCGGUGAGGUGGUUGAAAUGCAAAAGAUCCUUCAUUUGAGGCCUGCAGUUAGAGGCAACACAGAGCAGAUGCGACCAAGGCCACUGAAAGUCGUCUUGGGUAGCAAGCAGCAGGCAGAUCUAAUCAGGUCUCGAAAGUCCAGACUAAGGAACAACAACCGCGGAGUGUUUCUUCCGCCAGACUACUCUCCCGUCGAUCGAAUGAAAAGGUGAACACUGACAGUAGAGCUGAAAAGGUGUCAGAGAGAAGGAGCAAACGAAACUGAAGAUUGUAGGCAACGAAAUCAUCAAUACGGAACGUAGAUUUCUAUUGAAUCAUCCGGUGAAAUUGACGGUUAACACGGCAGUUAUCAGUUCCAUCGAACACUUGUAAAUCUGAAGACAGACAGUGGACCGAAUAGUUCGUGCGAAAUGUACAACAGUAACUGUCAGAUGUAACAACCGACAAACAAUCUCCAGAGACCGAGGGAGCUAAAAACAUGAUAAUGAUGUGAAAAAACUUACAGAGUCUUACCAACAAUUUGGAUGAAAUUAAUCUGACCAUGGCACAUUUGCAAUCUGACUUUAUAACUCUCACAGAAACAUGGCCGUAUGAGCAAAUAGCAGAUGCAGAAGUCACGCUGGACGGAUUCCAGUUUAUUCGCACGGAUCGAAGUGGACGUAGGGGUUGAGGAAUCGCGAUUUUCAUAUGGGACGGCAUCAGCUACGUAACAGGUGGGUCCUCCCCAAAAGGGAACACUGGUUGUGAAAUCCAUAGUUGUAAAUUGUAAGUGCCCAAUCAACCGAACCUCCUGUUGCUCUGGUAAGGAAGGAUACGGACGACAAAUUCAUCACAGGGUUAAAGCAGAUCAGCCGUCGCAAACACGUAAUAAUAAUACUUGAAGGUUUUAAUUCUUCAGACAUCAAUUGGGAAUCGAUGCACUGCACGCCAUCAGAAAACUCAUUCGAACAGAAGCUGCUCCUGUUGCUUACAAACGAAUUCCUUACUUAACAUGUUACAAUGAAUACCCGAUUCCAAAGCGAACAGCAAAGCUGUUUGGACCUUAUCAUUACCAGGGAUGAGAACUGUGUCCUUGGAGUAACUUUUAACACGCCUCUGGGCCGAAGUGAUCAUUGCGUUCUUGAUUGGAAUUACAGUCAUUUUUCUGUACCCGAAAUCCGAACCGAAAGGGAGAAAAAUGUAUGGCAAGGGAAUUAUUCCAAAAUGAAAGACUAACUGACUGAGAUAGAAUGAAAACCUGCGCGUGUAUCUGACCCAAACGCCGAUUGGGUUUUCUUUAAGAAAGUGAACUGAUACUUGGCAGAAAACUGCUGCCCGCUCAAACGUAGGUCGUGCGUCUCCCGACCGGAGUGGGUGACAUCAGAAAUAAAAAGAUAUCUCAAAAAGAAAAGAAGACUGUGGAGGAGAUACACAACGUGUCAACAAUCCGAACAUCUCUCGGAAUAUAAGGAACAGCGAAAUAGGUGUCGGCGUCUACUGAGAGGAGAAAGAGCAGCAUUUAUAUCAAAAAUAGUCAAAAAGUACCAAAACAUCUAAAGAAGGUCUUUCCAUACGUGAAUAAGACAAGACGUAAUGGAAACUCCGUGCCCUGUCUUAAGAAUUAUCAGGAAAAUAAGUAGUCGCCCAUACAAUCUUCGCGACUCGUCCUUGAUUAUACCUCCUCCAGCGUCCUCCACCUAUAAGUGUUCCCUUUUUUCGCAUCCAGAUCUACUUUCCUCUACCUUCCAAUAAAUAUGAGAUCUUCAGAAAAUCUACACUUCUUUAAGAGAAGGCUACGCCUUUAUCUGAAUACUAACUCUAUUAAACUUUUAUUUUCCUCAUGCUUCCCAGACAACUUUUCUAUGACACUGAGAAAGGGCAACCACAACCUUAGCCACUGCGACAUCACCCUCUGGUAAAUGCAGCACACGCCGAAUGGGGACCACUUGAGCUUGACCCACGUGCCUACGAAAACGGCUGCCACAAAUGCCUCUCGGAAUCUCAGAAAUGACUGGACGCAGUCAACACCAACCAUGGCUUAUCCAGGGCCACUGCCGCCUGAAAAAACAAAUCCGGGUUCUUUUUACAUUAAAUUCCUCAUUCUGGUGCCUUCUGUCUUCUCCUUCCAACAUCGAAUUUGACUUGAUGAUUGCAGCGCGCUGAAUUAACACUCACACCGCUUGGUCAAAAGAUGUCUCUCUCAGGCCCACCACCAUAUUCUAAUUUUAACAUAAAAGUCGAUUCUUCAGCUCUUGACUCUAAACACUUUCUGAAAACUCGAUGCGGUGAAUAAGAAAUGCAGACUACAUAGGUGAGAAUUUACGAAAACCACUGAUAUCGGACAGUUGAAAGUGUCCGUCGGUAAGAAAACGUUGCCAGCUGAAUUGCAAAACAGAUUUUGUUGCUAAAAAUGCAUUUUUAUCUUUUCUCAUUUAUACUACGCUUGUUUUACACUUAUUUCCUUGAAAUCACGUUUACUAGAGUUGCAUUAACUAUGUAAAUUAUCACAAACCCGCGUAUUCCAAAGUCGCGUAUGUAAGCCUUCUGGACCAAUCAAAAGUCGAGGACGGGAUUUACAUUCUCUGUUGCCUUAUUGCUUUCCGCUUUGCGGAAAAGCAGUGACGAAUUUAUUGCUCGCGCCAAACAUAAAAGAAAUACAUUUUGACGAAAAAGGUGAGAUUGAACUUUUUUACUGGAGGAUUCCAAAUUAUUUUUGGACGCUAUUAUUGUCGCUAGCGUAUGCCACCUAGUUGACGCAGCUAUAUUUUUACUCUUGGAAGGAGCGAGUUGUAAACCGAUUACUGGUUUUGUAAACAGAGUCUCUUUAAUCAGAAUCUUUUUUUCCUCACCUUUUGGGGACGCGACUUUCUAGGUGCCUUUUUGUGAGAUACCCAAGGCAUAUGUCCUCGAGGACAGACUCCACGCUUACCUAUAUAGGCCAUAUGUGCAGAGGAAAAGAUAACCGGAACCCCGUUCUUGCCUGAUACUUUCGAUUGGAUUUUAGCACUUAGUAUACGAGGGGAUUUAGAGCAGACUUUCACCGUUAUCCCGCGAAUACUUUGGAUAUGCGUGCUUAUGUGAAGUUACUUCUGUCGUGUAAUUAAUCCUUACUGAAUUGUUCGAGUAAGCUGUCAGAAUCUAAUCCUGCAUUUGUAAUAUACCUAAUUAAUUGUUGCUUUGUUUCUUUGCCAUCUAGCCCCGAAAAAAUCCACUUUAAACAACCACUCGUGUUGCUUCCCUAUAAAAAAUAGCUAACAGAGGCGGCGUACCUCAGUGGAAACCUGAAGUUCCGUGCUAGAUUAUGGUGCAUAAGAAGGUCAACGUUCCCAGCGAGACCCUAAUAGACCUCACUUUUUGAGUUAUUGCAUUGAUCUCCGAUUUAUAGAUAGCAUGUAGCCCUAGGUUUCUGACAGUUGUAUCUGGAAGUAGGUACACUCCCGCCUCCUAAUGGUUCUGGGAAUUGCUUUAGAAGAAGCUGUGAUGUAUUUCAACAAGAAGAUUUUUGGAUGCUUACCGGAUACUCAGCAUGUCUUUCUCGAUGAUCAAUCAUUUUUUUCGAUGGCUAGUGUACCCCGUAGAAUCUUUGCGAACUUUUGUUUGCAUAUUCAUGAGAAUGGGUACGUUUAUAGGCAUCAAGUAGACGUCGCAAUCAAACUCACGACUUUCUGUCAGGACCUUGUAGUUAAGAGGGUUAGAGCGUUGGCUGUACUAAAGCCUUGCCCCUUACUGCGUGGGUUCGAAUCCCACCGAGGCGCCGAGUUUUUCACAGUUGGGUCAAUAUGAACUUAAAAUAAUCUUCUCGGCACACGAGCUUUAGGGCUCGAUUUAACUUAGGCUCUCAACUUAACGUUGGAACUGUCUAUACUCACACCCGCUACUUCAGCAUGUAUAAAUAGUGCUGUGUUGAUGAAAAUUCCCUUAUUUACUCCACACAAAAGUACGAGACGAAACCUUUUAUGAGUGUUUUGUCGAUCUUCGGUGACUAAGUGGUACAUGUGCUCAGAUAUCGCCUGACAACUACGUACCCAGCGUCCCAUAUUUGACUUCAAGUCUCGUAUUAGUUAUUUGUACUUUCUUUGUUCGACGACUGGCGUUUGGACAUUUCUUAUGGAGCGUGACUGCGGAUAUCGAGUUUAUGAGCCCACCCAAUCCAGCUCUUUCAAGACAGGCUGGGAAAACAGCUUAUACUUACAUCUGAAAUAUAGCAUGUUCUAAUUUAAUCAACGUUUGGAAGCAAUCUUGCUGAAGUCCAUGCACGGGCGGUGCUAGUCAGGUAUCCGGCAUUGUUUUCACUGAUUUGCUGGUGACUGUCUGCCACGCAUUGGGAGGUUUGACCGGUGGAUCGUGAUUUGCCUUCCCUCCUUUGGACUCCGAUAGUGUGCCCUUUAUGCAUUUAAGGUUUAGCGUUUUACAUUUUACUUAUAUUCGACACUGAUCAGGGUAUUCGGGACCCAAACGUUUGUCUAGCUCCCAUGUGUUUGUUGGCUCAUCAGUAGAUCCGCUAGUACUGGCCGCAUGCCCUUGGACAUUACUGGUUAUAUCAAGUGUUUGCCUAGAAUUUAUACAAAGUCUGUACAAGUCAAAGGUCCCAGUUGUUUAGCAGAUUGUUUCGCGGCCGUGUUGUCUAAAUCCAGACGUCUUAUCGAUCGUCAGCAUCCGUUAUUAUUCAUGUGGUUUUUUCUGCCUAUUCUCUCAACCCUAGGUGAAAACUUUUGUCUAUCAUUUUGGAAGGAAAAGGAACCAUUCUGUUAA
Messenger RNA from Spirometra erinaceieuropaei, 5693 nucleotides. The record is from the annotation of a GenBank genome assembly. Lineage: Eukaryota; Metazoa; Platyhelminthes; Cestoda; Diphyllobothriidea; Diphyllobothriidae.